Messenger RNA from Chanos chanos (milkfish), 1350 nucleotides. It is a transcript of the gene timm13, whose product is annotated as translocase of inner mitochondrial membrane 13 homolog (yeast). Bases 97 to 384 code for a protein of 95 amino acids. The transcript has 3 exons. The record is from RefSeq and is a predicted model, not a curated record. NCBI's taxonomy places the organism in Eukaryota, Metazoa, Chordata, Actinopteri, Gonorynchiformes, Chanidae.
GGCACAAGUUACCACACAUGUGAGUCGCUGAAGGGAGAGACGGAACAAGUUGUCCCAGUUGUCCCUUAGAGUCAUUUUUUUUUAAAUAACACUGAAAUGGACAGUUUCGGAUCAGAUUAUUCCCCGAGCGCAGGGUCCGGUAAAAUGGACACCGGGACGAUUAUGGAACAGGUUAAGGUGCAGAUAGCGGUGGCCAACGCGCAGGAGCUGCUGCAGAGAAUGACUGAUAAAUGUUUUAAGAAGUGUAUCGGAAAGCCCGGUGGAUCACUGGAUAACUCUGAACAGAAGUGCAUUGCCAUGUGUAUGGACCGCUACAUGGACGCGUGGAAUACCGUCUCCCGUGCCUAUAAUUCAAGGUUGCAGAGAGAGAGGGCGCGAAUGUGAAAUUUGUUCCCCAGCAAAGCGACUUAAUUUCAGCGUCACCAGAUCUUGUCUAGAGGACCGGCAGGCGUCCUGGACCGGUGUGGAACGUAGUCACGAUGGAAUCUAGAAAGUCAGAUCCUGACACAUAUAAUUUCGGACAUUUUUCUAAGCAUGUAAAUGACGAUAAAUUGUUUUUUCUUUUUUUAUUUCAAGGAUGAUAACCAUAAAUUAUAAUCACUGUGUGUAACUCCAGUGGCUGAAAAGCAGAAUCAGAAGUGUAACCUGAUGAUAAUGGGUCUAGACAUCUCUCUGUGUCAUGUGUAUUGGUUCAGCUCACAGUGGCUGUGUUUAACAGAGUUUUUGACUCUUGAAUCCACCUCUUGUGUGUGAGAUGUCUGUUUGUAUUGUCUGGGAUCGGCCCUUUCCAGCAGCCUUUACAAAUACAGAGUGCCGUUGGGGGGGGUGUGUGUGUGUGUGUGUGUGUGUGUGUGUGUGUGUUUGUGUGUGUGUGUGUGUGUAGGGGGGAUGAGUCUGUCUUUCCCUGGGGACAUCCAAACUGCUCAUCUUACCCCUCUCUGCUCCACUAACCCAGUUCCUUUCUCAGAGGAGGAGAAACUCAGGAGUGGCUUGAUGUGUCCAUAAUUGUAACCUCUGCGAUGGCACCAGUUUAAAUCAGUCCUUUUCAGGGAGCGGCAUGUAAUUGUGAAGAGUAGAGUGUCGUCUGUCACUGUAUCUGCUGGAACCACAGUAGUGAGUCUGUUUAAACACAGAAAUGAAAGCAGUGGUCUUUGUCUUCUGGGCAUGUCAGACUUCUGGGAACCUCUUUUCUUUGGCCGGCCCUCUGACCCGGCCGGGAGAGGAGGGAGAGAGAGGCUCUGUGUGCUUUGGCCGGGCCGUUGAGAAGGAGUCGGUUCUGACUGUGUGAAACACGGCUCUAUGUAAAACACUUUAUACCAGUAUGAACAUUAAACAGGUCAUUGAAAGUCA